Molecule: messenger RNA, 810 nt
Organism: Alternaria rosae
Lineage: Eukaryota; Fungi; Ascomycota; Dothideomycetes; Pleosporales; Pleosporaceae
Exons: 1
Coding region: 216-764 (182 amino acids)
Source: RefSeq, a predicted model, not a curated record
UAAGAUGCCACCAUCAGAGGUCUGCAUGAGCCUGACAUCUGUCAUCCGCCCGCACUGCGAGGGGCUCUCUACCAUGACAUCCAGCUAUCACGGCGACGGCUGCGUGCGUGAGAGGACUCCUGGCAGACAGCACGCCGACUCCAGACGGCACACAGGACUGGUUUCGCGGACACUGCUGCUGCACUACUCGCCAACUGAUUCAGGGUCUGCAGGCGAUGGCUCCCCAAUUAGUCGUGCCUGGCACAUGGUGGAAAAUCGAACGCCGUGCAUCAUCUCCCGCUCUCCUACGUCGUCGCUCUAGCUGCUAUUCCUGUCCCACCGGACGAACGCCUCUUUCUCCCUUCCCAAAGCUCGUUGCUGCAGCACUAGCUGCUUCUGUACCCCGUCACGACACCAAGACUUCCCGCUCCUGGAUGCUGGAAAAGCUCCGUUGCACAAGUGCCCACCAAGGUCAGCCACCGACCUGGUUCUGUCCUGCGGCAGCUGUCUGCCGGGUAUCGUACCUUGUGCUGGGUGACAUACACGCCGGCAGCGUGGCUCUAGGGUGCACCGCGGCCCUCAUAACAUCGGAUUACACUCCGCUCUCGACAGAGGUGCAACCCGCGUCCAUGUCCUGGAGGCUUCUGCGCUGCACCUACCCCACUUGCCCUAGAUGCUGUGCUGCUUCUGUCGAUUCAGAUAUCUCCGGCAAAAGCAACCAUAAGGGUACCGUGCCACCGGUGCCCGGGACAGUUCAAGUCAGGUCCAGCAGCAAGGAGAGUUAGUAGCGUGUGCUGGAUACUAGCCUCGAAGCAAUUACCGCUAUGGUUU